Limulus polyphemus (Atlantic horseshoe crab) is the source of this 3404-nucleotide messenger RNA. Its product is annotated as cilia- and flagella-associated protein 97-like. The transcript has 2 exons. Gene Ontology annotation, biological process: spermatogenesis. The record is from RefSeq and is a predicted model, not a curated record. Lineage: Eukaryota; Metazoa; Arthropoda; Merostomata; Xiphosura; Limulidae. The coding region runs from base 167 to 1693 and encodes 508 amino acids.
UAUUAGUACUAGUAGUGAGUAUGUGAAGCAGUGAGGGUUGUCAAGGGUUUUUCUCAAUUCGAUGAGCAGCUAGAAAAAGUAGCUUUUUCCUUUUAUACUAUUUACUUAUAAAUUAUUACAUUACUACUUCUGUUAGAUUAAUAGUUAAGAGGACAGUUGAACCCAAAUGACGUCGUGUUUAAAUGUGGGGUUAGGAGAUUGUCAAGAUGAUCUAGAUAUAAAAGGUGAAAUUGAUUUCGAUUUUUUUGAUGCUCCGGAAAAAUCCAAAUGUAAGUCAUGGGAAGCCAAUCCAAACAGUGAAAGUGGAAGACCACAGACGUUAGAGAUUGAACAUUGUCUUCUGUCACACAGUAAUCAUGAACUGCCUGGAGAAAAAAGCAUAGUGGCAGAAGCUCAAAUUGAAAUAAAUCCAUCAUAUUGGGAGUGUGACUCUCCGAGUCUGAAUUACAACGAAAGUGUAGAAGCUGUCCCAAAAGAUGCAAGUGGAUACUUCCCUAGCCAUUCCCAAGCGUGUGGAUGCAAUGUUUUAACUUGUCCAAUAUUUUCAACAUCUGAAGACUUGGAUGCAAGUGGAAGCUUAAGACGAAAAAAAGUAAUUGAGACAACUAUUCCAUGCCCUUGUGAAGAUGUUUGUUCAAAUGUACAACAGAAUUCAGAUCUAUGCACAGCAGCAGCAAGAAUUGGUUGUGAAUUAUGCGUAUGCAUCUCACCUCAUAAAUGUGUUAGUAAUGAUACCAAGGAUAAAAGUAAAUACGAGAACACUGACAAAACUGAUAGAGCUUCCCCCACAUCUAGUCUGUCAACAAGUGAUUCAGAUGAUUUGACAUCUGAAGAUUCAUUGGAUGGACUAUCUGAAAGUGAUUCUAUUACUGACGUCACUCCUUUAAGCUCACCCUAUUGGUGUGAUAGCCCUCUUCCACAGUGUAAAUCAUUUAAACGCUUACCUUGUGAAACCAAUGAGAGUGAACAAAAUAAUAAAGAAAGUUGUAGAGAAGGAGCUUCAAAUGAACAGGUUAUUAAAAAGCAAGAAAAUGUAAAGUUUUCUGAAUCUGCAUACUGGCAAAGUGAGAAUUUCCAAGAAUUGGAUGAGCUCAAUCAAGUGGUUGAAGCCCUUCAGGCACUGGAAACUAGAAGUAGAAACGAAAGAACAAAUAUAAAGCAGAGAAAUUGUGUGACGCCACCUGUUUUGAAAGGAAGGAAAAACAUGUCAUUCUCAAACCAGCAAGUUCAUCAGAUCGAUCAGGAAAAUCAACGCCUCUUAAGAAAAAUACUAGCUCAACAAAACAGGUCAAAAGCUCAGUGUGGAUCUGAUUCACGGCCACCAUGUACAGCAUCAUCUGCUAUUAAUAGAAGGAGGCAACAACGACAAAUUGAAAAUGAUAACUUGAUGCUUUUGAAACGACUUGAAUCUGCCAAACCCAGUACACACCUGAGUCGUACCAACUUGCUUCGUGACUAUAAUAAAUAUUCUCGUGUCACUUCACGCAGCUCCUUUAGAUCCCAUUCCUCUGGUCCCAGUUCUCAGCAAAGUUCAGCUCGACUUUCUUCUUCUUCCUCGAGUCUGAGCAGUUUGCAAUCAUCGGACAGUAGCUGUUCUUCUCCUAAGGCUUCCAAGUCUGUAAACAACAGACCUAAGAGUGCUAAACACAAUCCGAUUUCUCAGGUCAACCACGUUAAACACAGCUCUUACUAGCUAUGCUAAUUUCAGGUUUUCAUUAACAGUUUUAUAUGUAAAGCAGAUUUCCAGUACUAAACUUUUAUGAAAUAAUAAUCAGCAAAAAAAAACAACAUACCCUCAGUUGAAUUCCUACAGUUUUUGUAUAAGCUGGAAUGUUUAUUUGUGAAUGUAUAGCUUGAUCUUAUGUAAGAUUUUUAUGAACAAGUUAAAAGAUCAUUAAGAACAGUUCUAAUUUAUCAAACAAUUUAACAUAAUAAUAUCCUUGUAUACUGUUGCUUAUAAUAUCAGAGGAAAAAAACAACAACAUAUACUGAAUUCAUCAGUGCAUACAGCUAUUUUUUCCACAUUUACAAAACAUUUAAUCAUAUUUCAAUUUUAUAUUUUGUUUUUUAACUAAAAAUAUGCAUUUUUCAUGAGUGAUAAGCUGAAAAUUAUAGCAAUUACAUAUGUAACUGCAGGGGGUUUUAAAAAGUGACUCUGAAAAGUUUACAUGUUCAGAUAUUCCAGAGAAUCAAAUAGAAUUUCUAUAUUCAUGUUGGCAGGUGGUAAAAACCAAAUCUAUGAUCUACCUACAGAGAAUUGGUAUCAUUUAAAACUGCUUGGUUAACAAAAUAAAGAAAGGAAAAGAAAUUAGGGAGUUAAUACUGUGAAUACAAUCAGGAAAAUGAAUCUAGUCUAGUUAUGUUUAGUAAAUUGUAACCUUAUAUUUUUGGAUGAAUCUUGUGGAGCUUCUCAGCUUUAAAAUAUGUAUAAACAGUGAAAUUACAUAAGGGUUAAAGUUUAGAAAUGUGCAUUUCUAACAAGUAGCUGUUACCAUAGCUUGGUGAUUCUCAACCUGUAGUACAUAGAGCUGGGAUAUUAACAUGAUUAAGCAAUACAACUGAUUACCUAUGAGCAUCAGUUACUUCGACAUAUGUCCCAUAGAAUAAUUAAUUAAUCAAAAUUAUGAUUAAAGUUGAUUAUAUCAUAAAAAUAAUGAACUCAUCAAUGUUAGUGUUUCUAAUUAUUCCAAGUAAUUGCUGUUAUGAUAUAUCAUUAUCGGUUUUGAUUAAAUUCCAGGUUGUUCAAUUAGGACCAUUACUCACAAAAAUAAUGAACUCAUCAAUAUUAGUGUUUGCAAUUAUUAAUAUUUUUGAUUAUUCCAACUAUCCAAAGUUUUUGAAAAUAAUCAGUUAGUUGAAUAUAAUCUAUUAAUGAGCCUAAUGAUCAAUUUAGCAAAUUUCAUUAUUUGUCCAACUGUAGUGAUGUACAUACCCCCAGGAGACCUUUCUGAGGGUAAGCAAGAACUUUAAAAACAUUAAAACAAAAUAAACCCCACACCUCAAAAUUGGAAGGCAGUCUUGGUGAGUUAAAACAUAUUCCAGAAGCCAACACUCAGUAUUCGUUUAUUGUUCAUUUAUCUUUUUAUUAAUAUAAAAAAAAUUCUUAUUAAAGUUUUGUUAACAAAUUAUAUGCAUCAGAGGUAUACCACUGAUUCAAAGGUUUGACUUGGUGUACAAGGCAUAAAAAGGUUAGGAACAAGCUAUAACAAACUUAAUGCUAUUAUAAGCCACUUUCAUUUGCUUAUUACUGUGUCACCAUUAAUAUUAAGCAAAUACUAAAAAACAUAAUAAUAUAAGUCCUAAAAUUGUGCUAAACGUGAGAAGUAUGGGAACUUGUGUUAGUUGUAUUUAUUUAUUUGUCAAACAUCAAAAAGUGUGUAUAAAGUUUUGUAAAAAUGCUGUGA